Messenger RNA from Cucurbita pepo subsp. pepo (vegetable marrow), 303 nucleotides. Its product is annotated as snakin-2-like. NCBI's taxonomy places the organism in Eukaryota, Viridiplantae, Streptophyta, Magnoliopsida, Cucurbitales, Cucurbitaceae. The record is from RefSeq and is a predicted model, not a curated record.
AUGGCCAUUUCUGUUCUUUCUAAAGCUCUGUUCAAAUGUGUUUUCAUGACCCUUCUCGUAGCUUAUAUGGUGAACUCCAUUGACGCUGUCGUGGUGCAGCCUCCUAACGCUCAAAACAUUGAUUGUGGAGGAGCUUGUGGGUCGAGGUGCAAAUUAUCUUCAAGGCCAAAUCUAUGCAACAGGGCAUGCGGCACAUGCUGUGCUCGUUGCAGCUGCGUGCCGCCGGGCGCUUUCGGCAACUACGACGCCCGCCCUUGCUACGCCGACAUGACCACCCACGGCGGCCGCCGAAAGUGCCCCUAA